Molecule: messenger RNA, 3212 nt
Organism: Pygocentrus nattereri (red-bellied piranha)
Lineage: Eukaryota; Metazoa; Chordata; Actinopteri; Characiformes; Serrasalmidae
Gene: tbx4
Product: T-box transcription factor 4
Exons: 9
Coding region: 187-1842 (551 amino acids)
Biological process (GO): angiogenesis; regulation of transcription by RNA polymerase II; positive regulation of DNA-templated transcription
Cellular component (GO): nucleus
Molecular function (GO): RNA polymerase II cis-regulatory region sequence-specific DNA binding; DNA-binding transcription factor activity, RNA polymerase II-specific
Source: RefSeq, a predicted model, not a curated record
CACACACACACGCGCGGACUUCAGGAGAGAGAGGGAGAGUGUGAGAGGGAGAGAGGGAGAUGCUGAGCCGCUUGAGAGGCAAGUAACGCUGGGAUUUCCCGCUGCAUCUCGCUGAGGACUCGGCCCUUUGCCUUUCUGGGGAGGAGAUGGAGGGACUGAGCCCAUAGCAGGUCGAUCAGACGAGAGAUGCUUCAGGAGAAGGCCUCAGCUGUGGCUGAUGAAGGCGUGACUGUGGCCCAGUCUGGUGGGCUUCCUGAGCUUGCUGCUGACUCCUCACAUCUGGGUCUGCCUGCAACUCCCAACAUCCCCCACAACAAUGAAGUUGACCAGAAUAUAGAGAACAUCAAAGUGGUUCUUCAUGAGCGGGAACUGUGGAAGAAGUUCCACGAGGCAGGAACAGAGAUGAUCAUCACUAAAGCAGGCAGGCGCAUGUUCCCCAGCUACAAGGUAAAAGUCACAGGGAUGAAUCCAAAAACCAAGUACAUCCUCUUAAUUGACAUUGUUCCAGCUGAUGACCAUCGUUACAAGUUCUGCGAUAAUAAAUGGAUGGUGGCUGGAAAAGCAGAGCCAGCCAUGCCUGGACGGCUCUACGUCCACCCCGACUCUCCUGCAACGGGAGCUCACUGGAUGAGGCAGUUGGUCUCGUUUCAGAAACUGAAACUAACAAACAACCAUCUGGACCCCUUUGGGCAUAUCAUCCUGAACUCCAUGCACAAAUACCAGCCCAGGCUGCACAUCGUAAAAGCAGAUGAGAACAACGCUUUUGGCUCCAAGAACACUGCUUACUGCACCCAUGUGUUCCAUGAGACCGCAUUUAUCUCUGUGACAUCCUACCAGAACCAUAAGAUAACACAGUUAAAGAUUGAGAACAAUCCAUUUGCCAAAGGUUUUCGUGGUAGUGAUGAGGGAGAUCUGCGUGUGUCCAGACUCCAAGGGAAAGACUACCCAGUGAUCUCCAAGAACAUGGUACGGCAGCGGCUCAUCUCUUCACACCCUCAUCUGUCUGGAAAGUUAGGUGCAGGGGUACUGAGUGGUCACCCACAAGUCCACUCUCACUAUCAGUAUGACAGUGGUGUGCCCCUGCCCAGUUCAGACUCCCAGGAGCCCCUCUCUACCCCAUUCCCUUCAAGCCGAGAACCCAGUCUGCUUUAUCAUUGCUUCAAGCACAGAGAUAACACCAGGCACUUGGAGUUGGGUUGUAAACGGCCCUAUCUUGACACAGCGCCCGCAGCUGUUUCGGAGGAGCAUUAUUUCCGCUCCCCUCCUUCAUACGAGCCUCCUUUACUGUCCCACUCCUACUGUGGUGAGGCGCUGGGCUCGAGAGAGGCCUGUAUGUACGGGGGUAUGGAUGGGGAGGCAGGGGCAGGAGGGGCAGUUGGUUCUGAGGAACUGCCCCCACCCUCCCUGAACUGCAACAUGUGGGCUUCAGUGCAGCCGUACCCUCGCUACGGCAUGCAGACUGUCGAGCCUAUGCCUUACCAGCCCUUCACUGCCCAUUUCACCAGCACAGCCACCGCUGCCUCUGUGGUGCCCCACCACUCGCCAUCUAUGCAACGGCCUCAGCCAGCACCUCCGGUUCCUGACCUUGUGUCCUUUGCUACACAGCGGGCUUUUCCACCAGCACCUUCUUCCUCGUCAUCCUCUUCCUCCUCCCCAUCUGGUCCCAGCUCCCGUGACAGAGGAGCCCACCCUCCUAUCUAUCACAGAAAGCCCGGCUCCCCUCUGCGACCUCACAGGGAUUUCUCAGCCUACCCGGCCCAAAGCCCCACGUCGACAAGAGAGUCCAUCUACCAGUAUCAGAUGGGCCUCAGCAGCAUAGGUCCUCACUGGACUGACAGCUAAAAGGAGAUAUAUAAUGAUGCAGUGUUGUUUAGUGUGACGUUUGUCUACUGCCUUGGAGUCAUAGGGUCUCUGAGAACAGCAAUGAGAUUAUUUGUAUUUUUCUAUACAUCCAUGAUGCUAACUUGCCAAGCAAAGCCAUAAUGCUGUAGUAAGUGCAGAGUUUUCAAAUCUAUAUAGCCCGUAUAGCAUUAAAUCCCUUCAGUAUGUGCCAAUGUCAUAUUUAUUUCAGUAUGGUACAUUUAUAAUUGCACUUAUAAUUACAGUGGAUGGAACCAUGGAAACGCAGUGAGCUAAAUUAUGUCUAGCAUAAUGAUGCUCUAAAUCUUUCAGUACUAAGAGUGUUUCAAAGCACAAAUGUGUGAAUGCUUAUCAGUAUGAUGCAGAGGAUCAUAUUGGAGUAAAUGAAUUGAACAAACUUUUUUUUGAGAACAUUUGUUUUAGCUAUUGUAUGUGGAUUUUCUGUGGCAUUUCUGAAAUGUGUGCAACUCAGUGGCUGGGGACAUUUUUUUUUCUUUAAUAACUGGACACAUUAUUGUUCAGCAUCAAAGUACUAACUGAAUCCAGUCCUAUUCACACAGUAAAAAAUUCAAAAUCAUUCACCUGAGGCUUACCUAUAAACUGCAAAAUAUACUGGCUUAUCCAUGUCUGUGAGGCCUACAUUUUUUAUAUAAAUUUGUUUAUGUAUUAUGGUCAGGUGAUAAAUACUAGAAAAAUGACUAUGCAAGAAAUAUGUCUUUAAAACAUUUAACAGCACUGCUGAGUCAAGCGGAGUUAAGUCGAGUCAAGCUGUAGCAGCUGUAGAGGAAUAUCAAAUCAGUUCGAAUCUUCGGCAAACCUUGGCUCAACACUUUGUGCUGGUCCCGAUAUAAGCUCAAAUGAGAUGUCUCAGAAGGUCAUUCUGGACCUGCCUGUGUCCAUAAAGAUUGGUCACCUCAGCCGUAUGUGCUGGGAGCAGAGAAAUUCAGUUGUAAUACUGCCAUUAGUGUUUAAAAUGUUGCACUUAGUAAACUGGGACAUAAUAGAGGUCCCUUCCAAGCAGAUGGGGGCUUAAAGAGUGAUCAUUAAGCCAAGAGCUGAGAAGAACAGAGAACUCUGUUGAGAAGUCCAAGACCCAAGACCCAAACGACUGAGCUGGAAAAAUCCUUACAAGACUGAAAAUGUAAAACAGCCUCCAUAGGCAAGUAGCCAUGAGGCAAACUCAAAGAGGAUGGACCAUAACUUGGUAAGCCUACUUUCAAAAGACAAAGGGAUGUGCCAGAAAUGCAUAUGGUGGUCUGGUAACCCACAUGAUCCAAUUUGUGCUUUGGACUCAACAUGUAACAAGUUAUCUCUAUACUGGGGUUCAGUUUUUUUGCACACCUGUCAAAUAA